Acaulospora colombiana is the source of this 462-nucleotide messenger RNA. The record is from the annotation of a GenBank genome assembly. Lineage: Eukaryota; Fungi; Glomeromycota; Glomeromycetes; Diversisporales; Acaulosporaceae.
AUGCCCUCAGUUUUAGAUCUUGAAUUGAGAUUUGAUGACAAGGAGAACAAAUUUUUGGCCGAAAUAAGAAUGGUAUGGAAAUGCCAAAACAAGGACAUAGACAUCGUCAAAGGCGAAAACGAAAGAGUAGAAUUGGGAAUUUUUGGAACUCAACUCGAUCCCGAGACUACUAUCGGAGUUAGGGUCGUAAUAGGAAAGGACAGGAAUGAGCCUGCAGUCUCAGAUGUUCAAAAAACCCAUGUGACUGUCUCUGUGUCUUGGCCUAUGGUAGUAUGUGCAUGCGAUAAUAUAAAGGUUGAAGAGUCAGCACCACUCUUUGCUCCCACGCCGCUUCCACUUUCUUUACUAUUUCCGUCAUCCACCAAACUCAAAUACAUAUUGCCAAAAGACAAUUCACAUUCAAGAAGCUUUUGGCCAAAGGACGCAGUUAGGGUACCAGUUGGGAAUUUGGAUCAUUUAAAU